Molecule: messenger RNA, 873 nt
Organism: Microthlaspi erraticum
Lineage: Eukaryota; Viridiplantae; Streptophyta; Magnoliopsida; Brassicales; Brassicaceae
Source: the annotation of a GenBank genome assembly
AUGGUAGUGGUUGGUAUGGUUGGGUAUGUGAAGACGCCCCGGGGUCUUCGCACUCUAAGCAUUGUGUGGGCUCAGCAUUUGAGCGAGGAAGUAAGGAGGAGGUUCUACAAGAACUGGGCGAAGUCGAAGAAGAAGGAUUUCACCAAAUACAUUAAGAAACACGUAACCGACGAAGGUAAAAAAGACAUUCAGAGCCAACUAGAGGAGUUGAAGAAAUACUGCGAUGUCAUCAGAGUUCUUGCUCAAACUCAGAUAGGGAAAAUGAAAGGGCUAAAGAAGAAGAAGGCUCAUAUGGAUGAGAUUCAAAUCAAUGGUGGAGAUAUAGCAAAGAAAGUUGACUAUGCCUACAGUUUCUUUGAGAAGAAAGUUCAUGUAGAUGAAGCCUUCUCGAAAGACGAGAUCAUUGAUAUAACCCGUGUUACCAAAGGCAAUGAUUAUGAAGGUGCGGUUACAAGAUGGGGUGUCAUUAGAGUUCCAAGAAAAACACAUUGUGGAAUACGCAAGGUGGCUUGUAUUGGUGCUUGGCAUCCACCUCCCAUUGGUCCGAUGUACAAGAAAGUUUGCCGGAUUGGUAAACCUGGCCAAGAAAAUCACUCGGCCAGGACCGAGUUUGACAGAACCGAGAAGGAGAUCACACCAGUGGGAGGGUUUCCUAACUUUGGUGUAGUGAAAGAAGACUAUUUGCUGAUCAAGGGAUGUUGUGCUGGGCCAAAGAACAUGGUGGUGACACUGAGACAGACAUUGGGGAAGCAGACGUCAAGAGUUGCUAUGGAGGAGAUCAAGCUCAAGUUCAUUGACACUGGCUCCUAUUGUAUAUGCAAAUGUUUCCAGAGAAGUUCUCAGGAGAAGGUUAAGUUCUAUCCAAGAGUCUAA